AUGAAGGCGAUUCUCAUCCUCGCGCUUUGUCUGCCCGCCCUUGCCGACGAAAUCAAACAUCGCCAGCUCAUUCCACCUGGAGCCAAUACAAUUCCAACCACGUCGAGUAGUUACGACUACUGGUGGCCAUACCCUCCCGGAGGUGUUGCCUCUACUACAACAACCACGCCAAGCGCCAUUCCGUCUACGAUACCCAUAGAAGUCAGCGGCAUGCCACCAGAAACAACAGAUUCGAGUAGUAUCGUCUCUACUUCCCUGCUACCUUCAAGUUCGGAUGAUACCGACAGCACCAUGCGCAACAGUAAUUCAUCCUCGUCGACAUCCAACACUCCCACAUCAUCGGUGUCCAUGAUAACGAUCUCGCCCCCUUCCUCCUCGCAAUCCGCUCUUCCCAGUCUGGUAACCUAUCCCAAGAAGGAGCCAAAUGGAGCCAAGAUCAGCAUGUACCUCAUACCCGUUCUGGUAGUCGUCGGUGCGAUACUGGGAAGCCUGUGCGCGUGGAUUGGCUGGGGAUGCCUCACACGGAAAGGUCGACGAGGAAAGACUGAACUCGAGGUAGGCCCUGCAUACGACUCGGAGGCGGGAAGGGUGAAGGCCGACGAAGGAUUUUCUUGGCCGGCGAUGGAGACGCAGACGCAAGAAAAUACGUUCCUCGUUCUUCCAACCAAUCCGCGACGGACCAGACCUUUGCGUCCAUCACGGGCUGAUACUUCCUCCACUCGGGUCUCGCGUAAGAACACGACCACCACGAUGGCUUCAGUGUCGGUCUAUUCUCAGGUUGGAGAAGAUGAGGAGUAUGAAGAAGAGAAGCAUGACGACGACGGUAUGUCAUUCCUGGACGCGUACGAGAGUGAUGAAGAGUUCAUGGCAAACGCCCGGAGACCAUCAUCGCGUGCAGCCGGGGGAGGUACUCAACGCGUCGUGUCGAGACGCAGGAAUCAUGUCCGGACCGAUUCGGAUAUGACUGUUGACGGUGGUAGGCUGGGGAGGAGCGUAACGGGGAAAAGUACAGGAGGAUUCAGGAUCAUAGAAGAGUCGCCGUUGCCCACACCAGCAGCUGUGGCGAAGACUCCGUCUGGCGGCCUCGGAGGUUUUUUCUGGGGAAGUCAGCCAGAGACGGACAAGUAUACGGCACUUCCAUCUCGUGGACAGAACAGCCGCAGCCGCAGUCCGGUCAAGCCUUCUCGGGCAGGCACUACGGCAAGCCAUCAUCCACUGCCGCAGAGUCCAAGGCAGAUCAUGAGUCCAAGAUUAGAGGGAUCCUUGUGUUUUACGCCAUCGAUAGGUCAGGAAGUGAGUGGAACGGGUGGUUCGGAGUACGAUGACGCUCUUUCGCUGCGCAAAGUGGAGGAUAUAGUUGAAAAAUCCCGAAGUCAGAAGAAUCUUCGUAUUGGAGCCCGGUAA
This is a messenger RNA of Desarmillaria tabescens, 1404 nucleotides long. RefSeq lists its product as uncharacterized. The record is from RefSeq and is a predicted model, not a curated record. NCBI's taxonomy places the organism in Eukaryota, Fungi, Basidiomycota, Agaricomycetes, Agaricales, Physalacriaceae. The coding region runs from base 1 to 1404 and encodes 467 amino acids. The transcript has a single exon.